This is a messenger RNA of Drosophila bipectinata, 950 nucleotides long. RefSeq names its product ribosomal protein S2 (gene RpS2). Gene Ontology annotation, biological process: translation. The record is from RefSeq and is a predicted model, not a curated record. NCBI's taxonomy places the organism in Eukaryota, Metazoa, Arthropoda, Insecta, Diptera, Drosophilidae. Gene Ontology annotation, molecular function: structural constituent of ribosome; RNA binding. Gene Ontology annotation, cellular component: ribosome; cytosolic small ribosomal subunit.
UUUCGAUAAAGGUAGGUCGUUGCAACAUCCCUAACACUCGUUCAUUUCGUUUUUGUCUUCAUCCCGAAAAAGUUGAUAGACCUACAAAAUGGCGGACGCAGCUCCAGCCCGUAGUGGAUUCCGUGGAGGAUUUGGUUCUCGUGGUGGUCGCGGUGGACGCGGUCGUGGCCGUGGACGCGGUGCUCGCGGCCGUGGCAAGGAGGACUCCAAGGAGUGGGUUCCAGUGACCAAGCUUGGUCGUCUGGUCCGUGAAGGCAAGAUCAAGUCUCUGGAGGAGAUCUACCUGUACUCUCUCCCCAUCAAAGAGUUCGAGAUCAUCGACUUCUUCUUGGGCUCUGCUCUGAAGGAUGAGGUGCUGAAGAUCAUGCCUGUCCAGAAGCAGACCCGUGCCGGUCAGCGUACCCGCUUCAAGGCUUUCGUUGCUAUCGGCGACAACAACGGCCACAUUGGUCUGGGAGUCAAGUGCAGCAAGGAAGUGGCCACCGCCAUUCGCGGAGCCAUCAUUCUUGCCAAGCUCUCCGUUGUGCCUGUGCGCCGUGGCUACUGGGGUAACAAGAUCGGUAAGCCCCAUACCGUGCCCUGCAAGGUUACCGGCAAGUGCGGCUCCGUCUCCGUGCGUCUCAUCCCAGCUCCCCGUGGUACUGGCAUCGUCUCUGCCCCCGUGCCAAAGAAGCUGUUGACCAUGGCCGGUAUUGAGGAUUGCUACACCUCGGCUCGUGGCUCCACUGGCACCCUCGGCAACUUCGCCAAGGCCACCUAUGCUGCCAUCGCCAAGACGUACGCUUACCUCACCCCUGAUUUGUGGAAGGAGAUGCCCCUGGGAUCCACCCCAUACCAAGCAUACUCCGACUUCCUGUCCAAGCCCACUGCUCGUCUGCACGCCGAUGCCUAAGUGACUGUCAGAGAAGCCAAGCGAUCCAGAUUUUGAAUAAAAAUCAUUGACACAUAAA